Penicillium arizonense is the source of this 1665-nucleotide messenger RNA. RefSeq names its product fungal specific transcription factor domain-containing protein. Gene Ontology annotation, molecular function: zinc ion binding; DNA binding. Gene Ontology annotation, biological process: DNA-templated transcription. Lineage: Eukaryota; Fungi; Ascomycota; Eurotiomycetes; Eurotiales; Aspergillaceae. The transcript is spliced from 6 exons. The record is from RefSeq and is a predicted model, not a curated record. The coding region runs from base 1 to 1665 and encodes 554 amino acids.
AUGGAAGGCAGAUUAAACGCCUAUUACGACUUCAUUCAUAACUAUUUCCCAAUUCUACCGCCUAGGGUAUCGCCACCCUUGCCCGAUGAACCAAUCGACAACCCUGCUCCGUAUGCUGCUUUCCCGCCCAAAAGCCCAGCGAUGCUCUAUGUACCUCAAUCCCCUCUGAGCCUUGCCGUAUCGGCAAUUCUGGCUUUGAUCCCACACCCCGAGGACCCGGAACCACUUUCUGAGAAGUCUGUGAUUCAACGGAGGGCAUAUGCACAUACAUUUGCUACUCUUGCAAGCUUGAAAGCCGAGGCAGAUUGGGAUUUCGAGUCAUCAUGUGAGCUUAGCCAAUCAUUGCCAACCCAAGAGCCUUCAAUUCCCCGAGGAAGAUUCCAUGAUCACACACCGGUAGAACUGGAAAGCCUUUUGGCUUUGUUGGUGCUUUCGGUCUACGAAUAUGCACAGAGGGGGAAUCUGUUGAAGAUGAAAUCCCGCGCUGGUCAAGCCUUGUCGAUUGCUAUGGGCAAAUCCCUCAAUCGUUGGAUGGUUGAAGAUGGAGAUUCGGAAGCCCGGCGAAGAGCCUGGUGGAUGACGUACUACUGCUUUGUCCAAUGCUCAAUUGUCAACUCAUCGCCGCUCACGAUUAACAUCAAUGACCCUGAAUUCAAAACUCCGUAUCCAAAGUUCUCGUCAGAUAAAGAGGGCUGGUCGAUCCUAAUUCAGACGCAGCAAUUGCUGGUAUCAGCCACUCAAUAUAUCACCGACCUCGAUAAAGCACUUUCGUCCCGCACAAACCUUGACCCUGUCUUCCAGGAAAUGCAAAGACUUGAUGCUUGGGCAAGAUUCAUACUCGCGCGAGUGGAUCAGCUUCCAACCCUCGCACGCGAGCCAGAUAGGAGCGAUUACAGCGAGAUUAUCACAGCCAAAAGCAUCCGCGCGAUGUCGCGAAUCAAAUUGAGCAGCGCCCGCAUAAAAAUCCACCGAUUCCGUGCCUUCUCCAAUAUUCCAAUCUUCAUAAAGAAGCAUUGCGAUCUGGCAGUCGCUUAUACAGACGAAUCGAACUCUCAUACAGAUGGAAAUGCCGUGGUAGCUCAGGCCGAGACCGAAGAUCCAUCAUGCGCAUGCAGCAGCCUAAAACCAUUCCAAGAUUCCUCGGCCGUCGAGUCAUCCUUCCAGCCUAGCAACUCAAAUGCAGAUUCUUCUGCCACGCAGAGACCAUUCUCGCUAAACUUUCCCUAUAGUUGUCAACACUCCACGAGUGUCUGUUACCAGGCCGCGAUUGUCAUUUCGAAAAUGUUUGAGAGUCUGCCCAUUCCACAUCCUCUACAAAAACCAUAUCAGCAGCAGCUAAAUCGCAGAAUACUUCCUCGAACAAUGCCAUCGUUUGCCUGUUGCCUCAUGCAAAGCAGCUACGCUAUGCUUAUGUUGUUCUAUAAAGCUCGAGUGGGUGUCGGGUUCUUUUCAGGACCGGAUGAAAAAGACACCGAAAGCUCCCUUGCAGAACACAUAAGUGAGCUACGGUAUGGUCUACGACGUACGAUCACUGCGGCUUCAAAUUACUCACAAGCGUUUGAAGCAUUGAACGGAAUGAGAGACGAAAUUCGUGGCGCAUAUGAAACUGCUUUCCCUGAAGACUUCAUGGGCGAAGGAGACGCCGCUGCUGUCUCUGGCGGAUAG